Cyclocybe aegerita is the source of this 2064-nucleotide messenger RNA. Lineage: Eukaryota; Fungi; Basidiomycota; Agaricomycetes; Agaricales; Hemipholiotaceae. The record is from the annotation of a GenBank genome assembly.
AUGGCUACUCAGGCCAGGCCGCGACGGCGGUGGAACGAAAUAUACGUAGGCCGUCUUAUGGUCACCGAAAGGCGAGGGUCACCGUUAUGGGACCCAGCACCAGACCGACGCCGUCCGCUUGAAUAUCGCCGCGAAGGUAUCAGAAUCGGCGACGUUGGGUUCAUCACUGAAGACCUCGGUUUCUUCUUCGUUUUCAACAUAUUUAAUGGCUGUUCUCCGGACAAUGGGCGGCAGGACCUCAUGCCGUUUGACCUGCCAUCGGAGAAUCUCGUGCUAUCCGAGGUGCGAGAACCUGUGGAUAGCAUCCUCGGUGAUGCUGUCGAGCGACGAAUACACGGUCGCAACAGUCUGUCAUUUUCGACCAGGACUGAGAGCGCGCUUCUCGUCCUCCCCGAAGGUGCAACCAACCUGGAGCUGAAGGACAUCCAGGCUCUUCGCCGGUUCAUCAGGCGCCCCGACGUCGUCGAAGGCUGGUAUCGCUACGCGAUCGGCCACCUGGGACUGUCGAUCCAAAAUGGCGACUUGCGGGUCGUGACCGGGACUCUUAAAACAACGUCCUGGGGCAUGGCCGUUACUCAGGAAUCAGAGGCCAGGACUCUUGUUAGUUUCCGAAGUCAACUGGACGACGACGAUGACGACGUGGACCCUUCCAGGUUUCCAGAUGGAGCGCCUCAAGGAUCUCGCAAGUUUUCGUGGGUGGACUGCUCCGGGAAGUUCGUCGCAAAAAUUGGGCCAGACGAAGCGGAGGUGGAUUCUUUGCGAACUGGGGCAGGUGCAGGUGUUACUAUGACCGGGCAAUUUGAAAAUCAGUGUCUUUUCCUCAAAGCCCUGGUAGCGCGACUCUCUGAUAAAACGUGGCGUGCGCUGGAACUUGAACUCCACAUUGUAGACGAGGAGGAAUCAGGACUUGAACGCCCCUUGGUAGAUCUACGAACCGCUGCAGCUCCGUCGAAAGGAGCGCAAGUGCUCCAUCCACCAACGUCGAGCCAAACUAGACGUUCCUUGCCCUCAGCAUAUAGCAGCGAAGUGGAGAUCCCGGACAUUGAGGCCUUUCCAAGGACGAAUCCUGCGAUUCCCACUAGACUGCUGGAUAACAUUCCUGCCCUCGACCCUCCGUCAGAAACAGCAAUUCGUGGUAUCAGCAAAAAGCUUUUAGAUCUUUUCCCUCAUGCAAGACUCGCACUCCUGCAUGACGACAACUGGUGUUCUGUGUUAAGAGAGACUGACAAAGUGAUGCCUACUAUUUCAGAACUCUGGGAGCGCAUAAGGGCCUCUCAUGAGAUUUGCGAAGAGGAUGGUGUCGUGUUCUUCGACGAUGUCCGGGUGCGUGAGGACGAAAUGGAUCCUACGGUAGUUUGCGAUCUUGAAGAAGACGACCUUCCAAUGGAGGAAUUGCAUGAGCAAGACGUUACUCACCACCACCAUUCUACAGCAUGGGAGACAGAAGAUUGGGCCGCCGAGAAGCACCCUCAGGACACCGUUAAUUGGGGCUCGCCUGGCCUGUCUUUAUGGGCUGCCACUCACCGUGGGCCUCGUUUCUCAAAAGGACUUCGACGACUCGACCUGCCAAACAACGCGGCAAGUUCUGCCUCGUCGGAAAUCGAGGCUUAUACACGAGCACCGUCUUCGCCAGACCACCCCUUCGUCUCUGAACAAAGCAAGCAGCAACGUCACGGUGAGCACCUUGGGCAAAGCCGGAACGCGAGAGCACAGGCGCGGCAUCGGGCGAAGCGCAAGGCGUACAUUGAAGAGCUCGAACAAACCGUCGCAAAGCUCCAGAUGGCAGUUGGGUACUCAGAGGAGCAAGUCGCUGCUCUUCCGUCACCGUUAGUGAGGAUGAAGGAACUGGAGCAGGCAAACGCUCAGCUACGGAUGCAAAAUGACCACCUUCGGCGGCUUCUGACUGACUCAGGUCAGACAGUCUUCUCCGACCUUUCAGGAGGGCCACUCCGAGAUCAAGACUCUCGAGCUUUGAACGAAGACGAGGUCUACUUGCAUGAGCCGAUCCGUCUGGUUCUUCCGAUGGGCCUGCCCACGCCACGCUCGAGCAGCAGGAUGAAAUAG